This is a messenger RNA of Megalobrama amblycephala (Wuchang bream), 4883 nucleotides long. RefSeq names its product pbx/knotted 1 homeobox 2 (gene pknox2). Lineage: Eukaryota; Metazoa; Chordata; Actinopteri; Cypriniformes; Xenocyprididae. The coding region runs from base 1671 to 4472 and encodes 933 amino acids. Gene Ontology annotation, molecular function: RNA polymerase II cis-regulatory region sequence-specific DNA binding; channel activity; DNA-binding transcription factor activity, RNA polymerase II-specific. The transcript has 17 exons. Gene Ontology annotation, biological process: monoatomic cation transport; positive regulation of interleukin-1 production; regulation of transcription by RNA polymerase II. The record is from RefSeq and is a predicted model, not a curated record.
UGUCAUUCAUUUUCAAUGUCAGAGCGCGGAGCGGGCGAACACUUCAGCCUGUUUUUUUCCCUCUCGCUCUCAUUACAAAAGGCAGGACAUUAUUCAUACAGACUGGCCGAGGGCUGAGGGGAGAGAAUGAUAGACAGAGAGAGGGAGAGAGAAAGUGAGGGGAAAGAGAGAGAGAGCGCGUGAGUGAGCGGGAGGGAGGAGGAGGAAGAGAACGAGUGCGAUAGAAGGAGGGAGGAAGAGAGGAAAGACGGUAGAAGAUGCCGUGCAGUUUGGGGAGCGCGUCUUUGUGGAUGAAUUUAUGGUGGAUGAUGCGUUUGGACUUGUGAAAUGUGGUGGUAAUUUUUGUGUCGACAUUUUUGUUGGGUUUUAAAGGGCGUUUUGUAGCGAUACAUGACUAAUAAUUCUUCAUAUUCAUAACGCGCAACAUAUAAGCUACGCAUGUAAAUUCAUGUUUAGGAUUUUAAUUGGGAUAUAUUUUGUUAUCGCUAAUGUUUUGUUGAGCAAAGCUUAUGUCUUUUAAUGAGUAUUACAUAUAAAUCUUAUGGCUUUUAAUGAGUACUACAAGGUAACUUAAUAUUUGUAUUUUACUUUAUGACUGGUCAAUUUUGAAACUGCGCAGUAAAUGUUUAUCUGCCAUUUGUAACUUUUUCCAGUUUGACAUGAGAUUAUCGCACAUUAUCAAGGAAGAGUUUAGGAAAAUAAAAACGCGGAGUCAACUUCGCGAAUACUUUUUUUUUUUUUGUCUCCGAUGACAAUAUUGUAAAUAUAUAUUUUUAAAAUCAAAACACAAACGUUUUUGUGGUAUGUGAAUCUGUAAUAAAGAUUUUAUUACUGAAACGUUUUGUUUAUGAUUCGUACGAUACUGACAAACUGCAAGUGCUCGAGCAGCAUACUGUUGUUAUGGUUACCACCUUUGACUAACGCGAAGUCUGUUCGUUAGCGACUAGCGUCGAUUGAAAAUAUGCACUCUUGAGUAACUUGGUACUCCAACUUUUAUGGGUGCCAAAAUGUUGCGUAAAAAAGCCCAUCUAUGUUUUUAGAAAGUGUUUGCUAAGGUCCCACGUCUUGUUUGUACUUUGGCUACUUGGGGUGGUGCUUAUUUGUGAACAGACUCCCCCAAACCUUCCAUAAUUCGCCACCUGACUGGUUUUUAAAUGGCGGAUUACAGUAAACACGUCUAAAGAAAUAUUAGAAAUACUAUAAUGAAACAUGCUCAUUGCGAUUAUUAGUACUGUUAUCAACUAUGGUUAUAUUUUUAAGCCGUCAAUUUUUUGUUGGCUCCAUGCAUACUGUUUACAUACAUGUGGUACAGUAUUAUUCUCUUGUGUGUUCUUAGAUUUGUCCUCUGAUUUGUAAAACAUGAAGCUGAUUGUUCCGUUCUGACUUGCAGAGGGACAACAUUACAUUGUACUGUUAAUAAUUAAGUUCCUCAUCAGAUAUAGACUUGUUCCUUUGUAAAAGUUUACUGACUUGAACAUCCUUCAUUGCACCUAUAGGGCUGUGCAUUUUUCUGCAAAUUUGGAUUCUCUACCUAAACUAGCAAGCUGACAUUUUAAAAACGGUGAACGUCUUAAAGACUGUCUGGAGGGCAGUGCGCCGUCGGAUCGACUCCAACAUCAGAUGCUCCAAUGCUGAGAACAAGCAAACUGGUCUCCAUGUGAAGCUAUCCCAUGAUGCAACAUGUGUCCCCAGCACCAGCAUUGACCAUGAUGGCCACACAGAGCGUCCCACCACCAUCGUACCAGGAGAGCCAACAGAUGACAGGCACUACGCAGCAAAACUCAAAGGCCCAGCAUGUCCACCUCUCUGCAGCCUCAGCAGCAGGGACCGCCCCGGUCAGCGUGACGCUCGACCCCCAAGCCCAGCUGGAGUCAGACAAACGAGCCGUUUACAGACAUCCUCUUUUCCCUCUUCUGGCGUUGCUGUUUGAGAAGUGUGAGCAAGCAACACAGGGAUCAGAAUGCAUCACCUCCGCCAGCUUUGACGUCGACAUCGAGAACUUCGUCCACCAGCAAGAGCAGGACCACAAGCCCUUCUUCAGCGAGGACCCUGAACUAGACAACCUGAUGGUGAAGGCGAUCCAGGUGUUGCGGAUCCACCUGUUGGAGCUGGAGAAGGUGAACGAGCUCUGUAAAGACUUCUGCAACCGAUAUAUCACCUGCCUCAAGACCAAGAUGCACAGUGACAAUCUGCUACGGAACGACCUGGGCGGCCCGUAUUCACCAUCACAGACCAACCUCGGUCUGCAGCAGGACCUGCUUCAAAACUCAUCCCCAUCCCUCACCUCUGUCUCCAGCUCGGUAAACCCCUCUGGGAUCGUAGUCCCUGCUGGUUCGCUGCAACAGAACAACGUUGCCAUGACCACUAUCAACUCUCAGGUGGUCUCAGGUGGGACGCUGUAUCAACCGGUGGCAAUGGUUACCUCACAGGGGCAGGUGUUAACCCAGGGGUUACCGCAGGGAACCAUCCAAAUCCAAAACAAUCAGGUGAACCUGGACUUGUCCUCGCUCUUGGACGGCGAUGACAAGAAAUCCAAAAACAAACGAGGCGUCCUUCCCAAACAUGCCACUAACAUUAUGCGUUCCUGGCUCUUCCAGCAUCUCAUGCAUCCUUAUCCUACAGAAGAUGAGAAAAGACAGAUCGCAGCACAAACAAAUCUUACCUUAUUACAGGUGAACAACUGGUUUAUCAAUGCCCGUAGGCGUAUACUGCAGCCCAUGUUGGAUGCCAGUAAUCCUGACCCUGCCCCCAAAGCCAAGAAGAUGAAAUCUCAGCACAGACCCACACAGCGCUUCUGGCCCGACUCCAUUGUAGCUGGAGUCCUGCAGACACACGGAUCCCACUCAGCAAACAAUUCAGACAAUUCUCUGGGCAUGGACGGCCUGCAGCCUCUGUCCUCCGAUUCCGCCACACUGGCGAUGCAGCAAGCCAUGCUGGGAGGAACUGACGAUUCCAUGGAUGGCACAGAGGAGGACGACGAAGAAGAGGAGGAAGAAGAGGGAAUCGAUGAGGAGGAAGAUGAAGAAGAGGAUGAAGAAAGUGAGGGAGGCAGACAGAUGGCUCGGAGAGAUCUGGGCCUCAACCACAAUGAAGGACUUGAAUAUUUUGCUUUUCUGUUGCCACCCACAGUUCACAGGAUGUCUAUCGCAAACACGGCCGCCCAAGCGAUGCUCUCUGAUGCCCUGCUGAGGGAUAGUAAUGGGGACAAUCGCAUCCGACACCUGGAGCUGGAUUUGCCAUUGGAUAAAGUCAUCAAGUUCAUUUCUGUGGGCCUGCCGCUCCUUCUGGUGUCCAUGGCCUUUGCCAGAGAGAUUUCUAUCGGCCCACAGAUUAGCUGCUUUCCUCCCAACAACUUCACAGUAAAGCAAGCAGCAUAUGUGGAUACGUACUGCUGGGACUCUCUCAUGCACCAUGAGUUUGACACAGAUGGGAACUUUGAGGAACGUUCACUGUGGGUACAUAAAAUGUUUCCAUACUCCUUAUUGGUCAUGGCCAUGAUGAUGUACCUGCCGGCUCUGAUGUGGCGGCAUCUAGCCGUGCCCAGUCUGACCUCUGACCUGUUUUUCAUCAUCGACGAGCUGGACAAGUCCUACAACCGCUCUAUCCGCCUGGCCCAGAGCAUCCUGGACCUAAAAGAGCAAUCAGAAAACCAACUGCAGUUUCAGGCUGAGCUCGAGAGAGCCAAGCGCAAGCGGUACUUUGAGUACCCCCUGCUGGAGAGAUACAUGCAGUGCAAACAUGGCUCCUACUUCCUGGUUAGCAUGCUCUUCCUGCGAGGCUUCCUGCUCUUGACCUUCAUGUCCGCCUCAUGCCUCUACCUAAUCUACUUCCACCUCUCAGCCUUUCUACAAGAUGAAUUCAGUUGCUUUGUGCGCACCGGCCUUCUCCGUGACCAGCCCUGGGUGCCUGAGCUAGUUCAGUGUAAAAUGACUGGCCUACUUGUGUUCCAGGUCAUUAGUGUAGCUAACGGUGCCGUCUAUGUGCUGCUAGCUCCUAUUGUUCUCUUUAGCCUGCUGCGUUUGUUCUGCUGGGACACAACCUUCCUCUCCCUUUAUGAGGUGCUUCCCGGAUUGGGGCUCAUCAGCGGUCAGAAACUGGGCUGCCCACUUAACGAUCUCAAUGUGCUGCUCCUCUUCCUACGCGCCAACGUAGCGCAGCUGCGAUCGUACGGCCGCCUGAGGGCCGUGUGCUCCCUCGCGCCUCCUCGAUUGAAGGGUUUUAAGGCUGGGCUGACGGAGGAGCAGGCCGAGGAGGUGGCGGAAGCCGCCGAAGAGCUCGAGGAGGAGAUGAGAGAGGCCAGAGAGGAGGGAAAGCUCAAUCUAGUAGACAUCAUGACUGUGCUGGGAGCAGCCAGAGGAAACGCAGUGAACUGUUCAGAGCAGCGCCCUCUUGUGGAACAAGACAUGACGCUUGAGCCUAACCACCAGGGGUACCAUGAGUUGAAGGAGACUACAACAUGUUGUUUUGCCUAAAGCACCAGCAAUGGACUGAACCAGCACUGUCAGACUCUAGAGGCCCCUGUAGAACAGCUAAACCUCUGAGAUGAAAUAAACAUGAAGAUAGUGACUAGAACAUCCAAUAGCUACCUGUAGAACUCUUCUUUUAUAGUCCAGAAUCAUUAGAAAAAAAUAUCUGGAUUUAAAAUAAUCCCCAUGGAUUUCUUACACAAAUCACCUCAGGAAUAAAAACCCAAAGUCUGUAUUGACAAUUUGAAAAAGCCUCCAAUAGCUAGCCUUCUUAAACUUGAUUUUUAUAUCUUUAUUUAUUCUUUUCAUUCUUAUUAUCUGAUGUGAGUGGAUUCCAUACUUCUUUGAAAACUGGAUUCUUUACUUGACCUUUUGUUCUCUUUUGUAAGUAGGUGAAAUAAAAUUUGUUUAUAUUUA